This is a messenger RNA of Annulohypoxylon maeteangense, 2339 nucleotides long. Its product is annotated as FAD/NAD(P)-binding domain-containing protein. The transcript is spliced from 4 exons. Gene Ontology annotation, molecular function: N,N-dimethylaniline monooxygenase activity; NADP binding; flavin adenine dinucleotide binding. NCBI's taxonomy places the organism in Eukaryota, Fungi, Ascomycota, Sordariomycetes, Xylariales, Hypoxylaceae. The coding region runs from base 274 to 2163 and encodes 629 amino acids. The record is from RefSeq and is a predicted model, not a curated record.
UUACGUUCGAUGUCAAUUGCGGGGCGAUGAAGGACAGCUACGGCGAUUUAUACCUGAUUCACUGUCCCGUAUGUCCGUAUGGUACCUUCUUACGGACGAGUUUCGUGGAGAGCCUCCGGCUUCCCUCCGCAAGAUGCGGGGUCUUGUAACCACCUGUAUCAACGUGAGGAGCUUAUCUAUAAGCUCGAGCUCCUGGAUUUUGACUGUCUCAACUUUGAGGUUCCAUCACGUUUCCCUACUUAGUCCUGUGCUGUUUCUUGAACACUUAUCAACAUGACAUCCUCAGACGCUCUCCCGUCAAGUCAACGAGUUGUUCCCGGAUCUGUGGAUAUUCCCAUCGCACCAUGGCCGGUAACGACCAAAGAUGAAACCGUAGAUGCCUCUGCGGUCUCUUCUCAGAUUAUAGACUCUUUCAAUAGCUCGCUCGCAGCACGAGAUUAUAAGGCCCUUGCGAACCUCUUCGUCGAAGAAAAUAGCUACUGGCGGGAUCAUCUCGGUAUGACCUGGGAUUUCCGCACAGCAAAGGGAAGAGAUAAGAUUAUUUCUUUCUUAGAAAAAGGCCAUUACCUGAAGAGUAUUGGAACAGACCGAGAGUAUCCAGUCAAAAAUGCUGGACCAGAAGUAGCAGACCUGCGAGGCGACGGGACCGUAUACGGAAUUCAAUUUUAUGUACGAACUACCUCUGAGCAUGGAAUUGGUCCUGGGCUUGCUCGUCUCAUCAAAGUCAAUGGAGAAUGGAAAAUAUGGACCUUAUUCACUUCGAUGCAAGAGCUUAAUGCUCACCCAGAACCAGUUGGACGUUUGAGACCAAUCGGUGUCCAGCAUGGGGCACAAGCCGAUAGGAAAAACUGGCUUGAUAGAAGGGAAGCGGAAUUCAAUUUUGAGAACGGUGACCCCGAAGUACUCGUUAUUGGAUGUGGGCAAGCCGGACUUUCAGUACAAGCUCGAUUGAAAAUGCUCGGAGUCCCCACACUCGCCAUUGACAUAUGUGAUAAUAUCGGCGACAACUGGAGGGGGCGCUAUCAUCAACUCGUGCUGCACGAUGCUGUGUGGUACGACCACCUCCCUUACUUGCCAUUCCCCGACUUUUGGCCCGUAUUUACUCCCAAGGACAAACUAGCCGAAUUCCUGAAAUCGUACGCUGAAAUGCUCGAGCUCAACGUGUGGAAUAACACAAGCCUAGAGUACAGUUCGUGGGAUGACAAGAAAAAGCAAUGGACCGCGGUUCUGAAGCGGGGUAAAAAGGACGGCAGCGUCGAAGUACGCGUAAUGCAUCCGAAACAUAUCAUCCAAUGCACCGGCCAUUCUGGAAAGAAAAACUAUCCGAAUUUCAAAGGCCAAGAGAAUUUUAAGGGCGACGUACUUUGCCAUUCUUCUGAUUUCCGAGGUGCCAAGAAAAAUGGUAAAGGUAGAAAAGCAAUCGUGAUCGGCGCCUGCAAUUCGGCGAUGGACAUUUCCCAAGAUUUCUACGAAAAGGGCUAUGAUGUAACUAUGAUCCAGCGAUCUUCAACGACGGUCAUGACUAGCAAGGCAGUAUUGGAUCUUUUGCUUUGGCCCUCAUAUCGCGAGGGUGGUCCUCCGACCGAAGAAGCGGACUUGUUGACAUGGGGUAAACCGGGUGAGGUUUAUAAGGCGAUCCAAUUCGAUCUCAACGAGCGCCAGCAAGUUCAAGACAAGGACAUCCUCGAAGGUCUUAAUAAAGCCGGAUUCAAAACCGAUAGAGGUCCGAUGAACGCCGGACUGUGGACCAAGUAUCUUCAACGCGGUGGCGGAUACUAUAUCGACGUUGGUACCUCGCAAUUGAUCAUUGACGGUAAGGUGAAGGUUAAACACGGGCUCGGCAUAAGUGAGAUCUUACCGCACGCCGUGAAGCUCGAGGACGGAACGGAGUUAGAAGCAGACGAGAUUGUCUGCGCAACGGGCUACCAGAACAUGAAGACGGCCACAGAGGUAAUAUUCGGAGACGAGAUCGCGAGCAAAGUUAAGUCCAACGUAUGGGGCUACGACGAGGAAGGCGAGACGAAGGUGAUGUGGCGACAAAGUGGUCAUCCCGGCCUCUGGCUUCACGGAGGUAACCUGGCUAUGUGUCGGUACUUCUCUCGACUCGUCGCUAUUCAGAUCAAAGCGCAGUUGGAGGGAUUGUCGAAGAUAUCUGACCUCUAGGUUGAUAUAUAGUUGUAUAUGUAUGAUUGAAACUGUUCCGUAAUACAGGCGCCCGCUGUUGUUAUCUCCGGGUUUCAGGGGCAUAGCAAAACGGUUUUAUCAAUUUUGUUUACAAUAUCAAGUUUGGGUCGUCUCAUUGCAUUAGAAAGUUCUACGCUCAAUGAACUUAAUUUACA